Stegodyphus dumicola is the source of this 1195-nucleotide messenger RNA. RefSeq lists its product as uncharacterized. Lineage: Eukaryota; Metazoa; Arthropoda; Arachnida; Araneae; Eresidae. The record is from RefSeq and is a predicted model, not a curated record.
CCCUGUGGGCAAAAAGACUUAGGGGGCGCAAAACAAGAAAUUUGCCUACUUUGUUUUAUCUGUCUGUGUAGAUAGUUAAUACCACUUAAUACAGGUAGAUACUUAUAAAUUGGAUUUGAUUUAAUACCAGUAGUUGUCAUAUGUUUACGUUGAUGCCUUUUCGGAAAACUGCUUUCGGAAUACUUCUGUGUUAUUCUCAGUUGGUAACGACGAAAAUAAUGUGUUGGUAUUGAUAAGUUAGAAUUUUUAAACGUUUAACUGCGAAUCUCCUUGUUUUUGGACGAGUUUCAUGAUUGCAGUAAGAUAGUUGUAUUAACGUAACAUGGUAAAAACUGUAAUCUUACCAAGUACUGUUACUAAACGUUUGAUUUCGACACUCGGGUGUCCCCCUGCUGUUCACUCGAAUGAUGAAAGCCAAAAUUUUUGUUUGAAAGGUAGCAAAGAGUUUGCUUCUAGAUCUGGAAAUGUGUUUGGAGAGCUUGAAAUACUGGAGAAGAAUCAUGAGACGUGGGUAUCAGAAAAUUACACCCAUGAUUGCUUCGAAGAGCCUGCCAGUAGUACUGAAAUAUGUGUGAAGACCGAAAUUUUCAAAAAACCCACAAUCGUUCCACUUUCGAAACGAAGAUCUGAUUUGCGCUUUAAAAGAAGAUCCCAAAAGUGGACCUACUAUUCUCUAGCAGACGUACCUAUUACAUCCGAUGCCACAAAUGCUGCUGUAGCUGUACAAUUUCUAAAUGAAUUGCGUAAAAGGCAUGAAAAUAAUAACGACGGUGAAAAAAGUCAGAAUGAAGGGAAAAUAAUGUUUUCCAAGCCGACACGGAAACGCAGUAGGCGCUUUCCUCAUACCGAGUCUUCUGAGUCUGCAACAUCAGAGACUGAAAACUUUACCAAUUUAACAAUUAAUAAAGAAGAAAGAGCUCCAAAAGUGCAGAAAGUUUAUAAGCUUUCAUCCAUUAAUGUAAAACUUGAUCAUCUUCAGAAUGAUUUUUGAAAAUCAAAGAAAUCAGUUCAUCACAGUUCUUUAUUCAUUUAUAGAUUGUAAGUGUCCAGUGAUUAAUAGUUAGACUGAUCCUAUUGCAUGGUGAUUAACUAAAUGUUCAUUCUUGGAAAAUCUACCAUUUGAUUUUCAAAAGGUAUUUAGCCUUUUUUAAAAAUUGGAUAUUAAUGUUAAAUAAAACCCGAAUUUCAUAAAUUA